Messenger RNA from Carica papaya (papaya), 2233 nucleotides. Its product is annotated as hydroxyproline-rich glycoprotein family protein. Lineage: Eukaryota; Viridiplantae; Streptophyta; Magnoliopsida; Brassicales; Caricaceae. The record is from RefSeq and is a predicted model, not a curated record.
GAAUUGGACCGGAAAGAGAAGAAGAAGAAGAAGAAGAAGAAGAAGAGAAAGAGAAGAAAAGUUGGAUUUGUAAAAAAAGUCUCAGCUUUCUUUCCAGUUCUCUCCUUUCUCUCAGUAUUCUCUUCACUUUUUCUUUUUGAUUUUCUUCUGGGUUUUUUCUCUGAGAUCAAACAGUGUAAAACACUAACCUUGAUGUUAUUACAUCAAACCGGCGUUUUGCGGCUUCACGACAAUCGAGGAUGAGGAACGUGAACGACAGCGUCGAGACUAUAAACGCCGCUGCUUCUGCCAUCGUCUCUGCCGAGUCUCGGGUCCAACCCACCACCGUUCAGAAAAGAAGAUGGGGAGGCUGCUGGAGUUUAUACUGGUGUUUUGGAUCCCAUAAGAACAGUAAGCGAAUUGGGCAUGCUGUCCUUGUUCCGGAACCUCCGGUAACAGGAGCUUCAGUCUCCCCUGCUGAAAAUGUGACUCACUCUCCUGCCAUGGUGCUACCCUUUAUCGCCCCUCCCUCAUCUCCUGCAUCAUUUCUCCAAUCAGAUCCUCCAUCAGCUACUCAGUCACCUGCUGGUCUGCUCUCCUUUACUUCUCUUUCAGUCAAUGCUUAUUCCCCUGGUGGACCUGCAUCAAUCUUCACUAUAGGCCCUUAUGCAAAUGAAACUCAGCCAGUAACACCGCCUGUUUUCUCUGCUUUCACAACUGAACCAUCCACAGCUCCUUUCACCCCUCCUCCUGAGUCUGUUCAACAGACAACGCCUUCGUCUCCUGAAGUUCCAUUUGCUCAGCUUCUGACAUCUUCAUUGGAGCGUGCUCGAAGAAACAGUGGAAGCAAUCAGAAAUUCAUGUUAUCCCAUUAUGAAUUUCAUCAGUUUUACCCUGGAAGUCCCGGUGGCAAUCUUAUAUCACCAGGCUCAGUAGUCUCUAACUCUGGAACUUCUUCUCCUUUCCCUGAUAAGCGCCCAAUUAUUGAGUUCAGAAUGGGUGAAGCUCCUAAACUUAUAGGGUUUGAACAUUUUACUACUCGUAAAUGGGGUUCGAGGCUAGGUUCUGGAUCUUUAACACCUGUUGGCCACGGUUCAAGGCUGGGUUCAGGCACUCUGACUCCUGAUGGUAUAGGGCUCUAUUCAAGGCUGGGUUCAGGAACUUUAACUCCUGAUGGUCCGGGACCUGCCUCACGAGAUGCUUUUCCUUUGGAGAAUCAAAUCUCAGAGGUGGCUUCCCUUGCAAACUCAGAAAAUGGAUCUAAGAAUGAUGAAACAAUGGUUGAUCACAGACUCUCUUUUGAGUUGAGCGGUGAAGAGGUUGCCCGUUGUCUUGAGAACAAGUCGGUAGCAUCAGCUAGAACUACAUUAAACUGUCAACAGGACAAAGUGUUGGAAGCUGGAAGGAAUACGGAUCCAAUUUUAACAGAUAGUCCGAACCAUUAUGUGUCGCAAGGCACAGAAAAUUCUGCUAAGAUAUCCGAUAAACCUCUGGGAGCAGUGGAAGGGGAAAAUUGCCAUCAAAAGCAUCGAUCAAUUACUCUUGGGUCAAGCAAAGAAUUUAACUUUCAUAACAGAAAAGAAGAUUUCUCUGAGAAGCCUAAUGAAUGGUGGGCGAACGAAAAGGUUGCUGGGAAAGACGAUAGGCCAACGAGCAACUGGACUUUCUUUCCCAUGCUGCAAUCAGAGGUUAGCUAACAUUGGACCACUCUCUAGGUAUGAACUAUAAGUACAUUUCUGGAGUGCUAGAAACACUAGCCUACCAGAUGUAAAUCCGAAGGUUAUUUCUGUUAAUAGCCACACAGCUCGGCUGGGAUCAGGGAAAUGGAUAAAGUUCAAAACUUUAUGACCAAAAGAAGAACCCAAAGAGGAAAUAGUUCAGAGGAUCAGUAGUUGGUCAUCAGUAGAUCAUUCUUUUAAAAUUUCUAUACCUGAUGUUAUACGAAACAGAGCAUUCGCCGUAUAGGGUAUUUGUCUUGUGGGUUAUUUUUAUCUGUCUCUUUGUAAUAAUAAGAAAGUUGAUCUCGAGAAAUUCUUGGACUCUUUUUAGUUUGGAUGUGGGUUUAUCCUCCCUGCACUUCUUGUAUAGGUCUGUCACUCACUGAAAUGCUUCGUAGAUGAGAGACAGAGAUGUAUUAUCUCUAGAUAUUUCAACUGUUUAUCAAUCCAUGUCCAUGUCCAGCUCUGGCAACUGUUUAUCAAUCCAUGUCCAGCUCUUGAUGAAUCAGUGAAGAUGGGGAAAGAAGUUUGGUGUA